CAUCAUUGCCUCGUGAGGUUUUGAUCUCCAGCAGUAUCAUGCCUGAACCAGCAAAGUCCGCGCCGAAGAAAGGCUCCAAGAAGGCCGUCACUAAGACCGCCGCGAAAGGAGGAAAGAAGCGCAGAAAGUCCAGGAAGGAGAGUUACGCUAUCUACGUGUACAAAGUGCUGAAGCAGGUUCAUCCUGACACCGGGAUCUCUUCGAAGGCGAUGGGCAUCAUGAACUCUUUCGUCAACGACAUCUUCGAGCGCAUCGCCGGUGAGUCGUCUCGUCUCGCUCACUACAACAAGCGCUCCACCAUCACUUCCCGAGAGAUCCAGACCGCCGUGCGUCUGCUGCUGCCCGGGGAGCUGGCCAAACACGCCGUGUCCGAGGGCACCAAGGCCGUCACCAAGUACACCAGCUCCAAGUAGAGCUCCGCUGCAGCUCAACACACAAAGGCUCUUUUAAGAGCCACACAACUCUUCUUAAAAUAACUUCUGACCGUUGUGUGGAAGGCUCACAGCGGGAAUGGUUUCGGGGAUGUUCGCUGUCUUUACAAAACCUAAAAGCCUCAUGUUUUGUUUUAAGUAUUUUAAGUGUAAUUAGGGUUAAACGUUAAGUUAUUUCUAAAGUUAUGUUAAGUCAACGAACGUAUUGGCAUCCAAAGUACGUAUACACACACACACACACACACACACACACCUCAAGGCUAACAACAUCACAGGUGAACACAAAAAGGGAACACACCUAUCGAGAUCUGGGGGAAUGUAUAGUACCGGUUCAGCCACUGGCAGUCUUUCAUUAAGCCUUGGACCAAUCCUGAGAGGAGACAACCGCGAACACAUCCACAACAUGCAAUACAUCCUGGACGUAACAAUUUAAACACAUUGACACCUAUAAAUGAAUGAAGGCUAUAUCUUGAUAGAAUAAACUGGCAUUUUGAUUUUAUAAAUUAUUGCCU
Molecule: messenger RNA, 943 nt
Organism: Carassius gibelio (silver crucian carp)
Lineage: Eukaryota; Metazoa; Chordata; Actinopteri; Cypriniformes; Cyprinidae
Product: histone H2B
Exons: 1
Coding region: 39-413 (124 amino acids)
Cellular component (GO): nucleosome
Molecular function (GO): protein heterodimerization activity; DNA binding; structural constituent of chromatin
Source: RefSeq, a predicted model, not a curated record